Eufriesea mexicana is the source of this 3234-nucleotide messenger RNA. RefSeq names its product Structural maintenance of chromosomes 6 (gene SMC6). Bases 1 to 3210 code for a protein of 1069 amino acids. Gene Ontology annotation, biological process: double-strand break repair via homologous recombination. Gene Ontology annotation, cellular component: Smc5-Smc6 complex; site of double-strand break; nucleus. The record is from RefSeq and is a predicted model, not a curated record. The transcript is spliced from 20 exons. NCBI's taxonomy places the organism in Eukaryota, Metazoa, Arthropoda, Insecta, Hymenoptera, Apidae. Gene Ontology annotation, molecular function: damaged DNA binding; single-stranded DNA binding.
AUGGAAAGUGAUAUAAAUAAUAGACGAAAAAGGAGAUCUAUAGAAUUAAAGGAAUAUCAAUCAAAACGAUCAAGAGGGAAAGAAAAUGUUUGUAACUUUGCAGAAGAGUCUAAAACAGGUAAAAUAAAGAAAAUUCUAAUACGAAAUUUCAUGUGUCACGAUGCCUUGGAAGUAACAUUAAAUCCAAAUGUAAAUUUUAUUAUUGGUCGUAAUGGAAGUGGUAAAAGUGCAAUAUUAACUGCUUUAACAGUUGGUCUUGGUGCUAGGGCAAAUGUUACUAGUCGUGGGACAUCAGUAAAAAAUUUCAUAAAAAAAGGAAAAAAUACAGCAUCUAUUGAGGUAACUUUACUUAAUAAAGGACCUAUGGCUUAUAAAUCUGAUGUUUAUGGCGAUUCAAUAACAGUUUUUCGAAGUAUUGGAACUACAUCAUCAUAUAAAUUGAAAAAUUGGAAAGGAGAAGUAGUUUCAACAAAACGAGAUGAACUGACUAAUAUAUUGAGAGCAAUGAAUAUUCAAAUAGAUAAUCCUAUUUCAAUAUUAAAUCAAGACAUAUCAAGAACAUUUUUAGUAUCAUCCAAGCCAGAAGAAAAAUAUGAACUGUUUAUGAAAGCAACAUUACUGGAUGUAAUUGGUAAUAAUUAUAAGGAAGCUGAAUUAAUAUGUGAACAAGAAUAUGAAAAAUUGAAACAGUAUAACGAAACAUUAUUAGAAGCAAGGGAAGAGAUAGAGCAACUGAAACUAAAUAUAAAACAGGCAGAAGGAAUAGAUAAAUUUCGUGAUGAAGCAGUUAAUCUUGAAAUGGAGUUACUCUGGGCAGUUGCUAUAGUAGAAGAGGCAAAAUUAAGAAAGGUUGAAGAUGUUUUCAAAAAAUGCGAAGAUGAUUUGAAACAACUUCAAGACACAGAAUCAUUUGCAGAAUCAAAGGAUGAAGAAAGAAAUAAAAAAAUUCAACAACUAGAAGAAGAAAUUAAAUCUGUAGGAGAAGAAAUUAAUGAUAAUUCUAAAAUAUAUAAUAAUAUAAAACAAGAAUAUAGUAUACAUAAAAAUGAACAUUCAGUUAAAGUACGAGAGUGCCAUUCUACACAAAGUAAAAUUAAAAGAUUGGAAGAUGAUAUUAUUACGCUUCGAAAGGAAAUACAACGAUUAGAAAGUGGUGAUGCAAAACAAAGUCAAAGAAAUCAAAUAAAACAACAAUUGGCUGAUUUGGAACAAAAAUUAGAUGAAACUGAAGCAUUAUUACGGACUAAACAAACUUAUCAGAUGCAUUUAGAAACCGAUAAAAUGCGUCUUUUGAAGGAAAUUCAAGCUUCAAAGAUUGAAAUUAAUAGUUGUGAAAAACGUAUAGAGAAAAUUAAGUUAGAUUUAAAUAUGAGAAAAAAAUAUUCGGACAAUGCGUUAACUGUAUUUGGUCGAAAUAUACCUCGUCUUUUGAGAAGAAUUGAAGAAGAAUAUAGCAAUGGACAUUUCAAAGAAAAACCACGAGGACCAUUAGGAGCGUACAUAAAAGUAAAAGAUCCAGCAUGGAUUCCUGCUGUUGAACACUAUUUGGGAGCAAGUACUUUUAGUACGUUUUGCGUAGAUAAUAGUCAUGAUGCUAAAGUAUUGAAUGCAAUUAUGAGGGAAAUCUAUUUAAAUGAAAGAACUCCACAGAUCAUAUGCAGUAAAUUUUAUAAUGUUAUUCAUGAUGUUCGUGCUCAUUGUGUCAAUUCAUCACGUUAUUCUAAUCUUUUGGACGCAAUGGAUAUAUCAGAUCCCAUUGUUGCUAAUUGUUUAAUCGAUCAACGUGAAGUUGAAUGCGUUUUACUAAUUCCAACUAGUAAAGAAGCAGCUGAAAUCAUGUCUGAUGGUACCAAAGUUCCACGAAACUGUAAAAGAACGUUCACUCAACACGGUGAUACGUUUUUUCCAGAUCCACACUACAGAAGUUAUGGUGGUCCACGAGGCUUGAAAGCUAAAUUUCUUCAAGUUUCUGUUACAGAUGCUAUUAAUGCACUGGAAGAAGAGAUUCGUGUUAUAGAAAAUGAAAAAUGUAAUAUCAUAAAAUCAUAUAGAAUAACUUGUGAAAAAGAAAAACGCAUGAGUUCUGAAUUAAGUUCUGUUAGUGCAAAGGUCACAAAACUUCAUGCUAUUCAAAAUCAAUAUAAAGCAUCAAUUAGUGAUUUAAAAGAUGAAAUUGAAGCUAAUGAAGCUAUAUCUGUGACUGUGUUUAAAAAUGAAUUAAGCGAGUUAGAAAAAAAAUUACAUCAAGAAAAAUAUGAAGAAUCAAGUUUAAAUGGCAGUGUCCUCGAACUUCAAAGAAAAGUUGAAUAUUUAGAGGAAGAAGUUAAACGCCAUAGAGAAUUAAGACAAAGUCUAGAUUCAAAAAUUAAUCUUUUAAAGGAAAGUAUAAAAGAAUUGCAAAAUGAAAAAGAAGAGAUGCAUGCAAAGGCUCGACGUGCUGCAAAAAAACUGCAAACAGUACACCAAACUUUACAGAAUGCAACAGCAGAGCUUGAACAACAACGAAGAUGUACUGAAAAAGCAGUAUGUAAUGCUAGGAAUCGUUGUGAUAGAAUAGAUAUGACAAGAUCAGUUAAUGAACUUGAAAGAUUAUUUAAAGAUCUAAAACAUAAAAUUUAUGAAAUAGAACGACAGUUUGGUACUAUUGAAGAAUUACAUAGGGAAUUAAAAGAAAAGGAAGCAAAAUGUGGAAAAAAUAUAAAUUUGAUUUCCAAAAUUGAAAAGAAUUAUCAAUUACAUCUAAAACGACUACAAACUCGGAAAGAGUUAUUUUUGGACAUGAAACAUAUGUAUGGAAAUAAUAUUCAAAAUUCAUUUUCAAACGUGCUCGCUUUGCGAAAUAAAAAAGGUGUUAUAAAUAUUGAUCACGCACGAAGAGUACUUGAACUUGAAGUACAUUCAAGUGACAGUAGUAAAUCAAUCAAUGAUGCAAGAUCAUUAUCAGGUGGUGAAAGGUCGUAUUCGACCGUUGCUUUUAUCUUAGCUCUUUGGGAUUGUACUGGUUUACCUUUUUAUUUUCUUGAUGAAUUUGACGUAUUUAUGGACAAGGUAAAUCGUCGGAUCAUAAUGGAUAUUCUUUUGGAUCAUACUAAAACGCAUCCACAAAGUCAAUUUACAUUUUUAACUCCUUUAGAUACAUCUAAUGUCCUCGCAGAAGAUUAUGUAACUAUUCAUAAGUUAGCCCCACCAGAAAGAGGAAAUCAAGAGUAAAAAGUAUAAUACAAACUAAUACUU